GAGGGCGCUCGGGGGCCGCGGUCCCGCGGCAGCGCCCGCCAUGUUUCCCAGCAGACCACUCUGCCCGCCGCCCGCCUGAGCCUGCCGGCGGCCGGCCCUACCCGGCCCGGCGGCCGUCCGCCUCCGCCGCCGGGGCACUCAAAAUCAGAAGAAACUCCUGAAAAUUUGUCUGUUCAGCCUGCUAGGUCUGCUCCCAGAGGCUUUGGUGUGGAGGAGGCUCCGGUGCGGAGGAGGCUCUCUUGGCUGCUAGGGCUGAAGGAGAGGUCGGUCUGAGCCGGGAAGGACUCCUGGUCUGGUAAUGUGAAUGCUGGUCUGAGCUCUGCAAGGGGAGCCCCGAGUGCACAGCAGAAAUUCGUAUCACCCAGCUGAGGACAAGGAGGACUAAACCGGAGCUGAUUCACUUCCAUCCCACGGGAGCGCUCUUGGGAGGCUUGGUGCCUUGGAGGAGAGAGGAUGGCUCAGGAGACGAACCAGACCCAGGUGCCUCUGUUGUGCACCACAGGCUGUGGAUUUUAUGGCAGCCCCCGGACUAACGGGAUGUGCUCCAUUUGCUAUAAGGAGUUUCUGCAGAGGCAGCAGAGCAGUGACCGGAUAAGCCCCCCAGCACCCAGUGGUCCCAACAGCAGCCCCAUGGCUUCAGAUUCAGUUGCAGGGCAGCGUGCAGAGGGGGACUCCAUGCCUGAGGAUGUGAAAGCCAGUGCUCAAACUCCUGUGACCCAUCAGAUGACGGCCAUGAGCAUAUCCAGAGAAGAAAACAGCAGUGAGCCAGAAGAACUGAUCAAGACAGAAGAAGCCUCAUCAGCAUCUUCCUCAUCAGGUACCCUGCUUGAAAUAUCCCAGAACACAGCUGAGAACAAGACAGCUUCAGAAAAGCCAAAACAGAAGAAGAAUCGCUGCUUUACUUGCCGGAAGAAGAUAGGGCUAACUGGCUUUGACUGCCGCUGCGGGAACCUGUUCUGUGCCAUUCACCGGUACUCUGAUGUGCAUGCCUGCCCCUACGACUACAAGGCAGAAGCUGCUGAGAAGAUCCGUAAGGAGAACCCCAUCGUUAUUGCUGAGAAGAUCCAGAAGUUGUGAAGGGGGCUGAGCAGCUCCAACUGCAGCCAGGUGGCCUGGUGCUCCUCCCCUUCCUCCCAGCCCCAUCAGUGGUGCGAUAGGGACUCCAGCAGCACACGUGAACCAGCACCCGGAUACGGAGACUCCUCGCACCUCCUCUUUGGCAGAAGGCUGCCGUUCCUCCUCUCCCUCCAUUACCCGUAUGACAGCCACAGCUCAGCUGAUCCCUUCUCGACCAGCUUCCCAAGGGAAAAGGGACCAUCCCGCCCCACCGCUCCAGUGCCGAGACCUUUGGACUUGGUUCUGCUGGGGCGGUUUGCACGGCCUGGGCAGCAGGGCUCUGCCAGCCAGCCUUGCCCUUCAGCUGGCAGCUCUGAGUCCUGCGAACCACCUGGGACUCGCGGCUGGGGCCCGGGAGCUGCCGCUGGACUUUGUUCCCUCUGUACCGCCAUCUCUUUGUGGCAGAUGUAAAACCGGGAGCUGGGGAAUCCUGGCAGCAAGGCUGCCUUCUGCUCCCCUAGAGGUGUUUGUUCUCAGAUGCAGAAAAGGAUUCUGUAGUUUUAACACCCCAAAUACCCCUCCCCUCCCUUUGAGACACUGUUGUUGAAGCACUGGGGUGGUUAAGCAGCAGAGUACCGGCACAGUGAAGUUAUUUUGUGGCUUGAAGCAAUGUAGACACAUUCCAGCCACAGGUCAGGACCUUUAGGAAAGUACUGCUUUGUGGCAUUUACUUGUUCCACACUGCUCGCUGCCUCAUGCCCCUCACCACAGGGAGGGAGCCAGCCUGCCAGGCUUGCUGCGUCCAGGGACGCAGCAAGCCUGAGGGACACCCUUGCACCAGCCUCUCAUGCUUCAACGCCCCCUGAAUAACUGUUGGCCACUUCCCAAGUGAGGUUUGUUGUAACAGCAGCGCCUGCGCCUCUCCUUUCCCCUCUGCUCCCUGCUUUCUGCCUUACGCCAUUCUUUCUCAUCAGGGUUGUGCACAAAGCUCAGAUCACCAAACUUCUGCUUCCUUUCCUGUCUCUGCACGCAGGUGGAUGGCAGGGCCCCCUCCUUCCCCAUGGUCCUCGCCAGUACUCGGUGAGAGCCUUUCUCCCCUGAGAGCAUGUUGGCUCAGCAAGCCCACCCACCCCUCCCUGCUCUCCCGCCCCACUACUUGUCCCCAUGGGAUGGGAGGCAGGGCCAGAUCCCCAGGAGAUGCUCUAGAAGCCACACAGAGGGAUCUGGGGCACAGGGAAAGGCACGUGGAGGGCUGCAGGGCAUGUGAAAAGUCACAAGGAGGGUCCUGGGGUGCCCAGAAGCACAGGCAGAGGCUUUCAGAAAAGCUCAUGGGGAGCCCUGGGGAGCAGGGAGAGGCACUUGGAGGGCUCUGGGCCCACAGAAAGACUUGUAGAGUUCUUGGGGGUGCUGGAAGACUCAGGGAGGGCUCUGGGGUGCAAGGGAAGGCAAAAGCAGAGCUUUGGGGUACACUGAACAUGCUCAGAGGACUUGAGCACCCCAAAAGGUACCUGUAAGGCUCUGGGGCACAUCCAUGCUCACAGAUACACGUGGAGGGCUCUGGGGUGCUGAAUGCUGGGCUCAGUAGCACUCCAGAAAAAAUGUGGAGGGCUCUGGGGGUGUUAGAAAGGAAAAUGUGGGGCUUGGGUAUGCAGUGAGACAGGUGGAGGCUCCUGGGGUGAGCUCAAAGCCACCUCUGGGAAUGCUGGGAGCAGGGCUGCAGCCAUGGGGCUCCUAGUGGUCUCACAAGCAGAGAAACCCAGAUGGUCCCAGGGAAAAAGCGGCAGCCUCUGCCCCACUUCUGGCCAUCCCACGCUUUGGAAACAUUUUUCUGCAGCAUCAGCUCAUACAAGGGCAUCAGAGAGUGGAGCUGCAGGGGCUGAACUGGCGGCUAGGGGAAAUCAUGGCAGCUCCUUCCAAGCGUCAGCUUCUUCCUCUAUUUAUGGCAAUUCUGCCCUGGGGUUUGUGGGGGAAACAUUCCAAAGGUUUUGUUUUUCCUAUAUGAUUUCAGCCAAAGCAGUGUGCGCCCUGCGGCAGCUACCAUUGUACAGCGCUGCCAGGAGGAUUCAGACCUCCAAAAAUGGUGCAAAUGCCUUUUCCUCAGGUUUUUGCUUCUGGGUAACAUGGGCGUCACGUCCGGAGCGCAUGAGUGGCAGCAUGUUUUAGUGUCAGGACGCACCUGGGCCGUAAGCACGGUGCCAGCGGUGCAUGGCAAGGCUGGGUUUCACCGUUGAGGUUUUUGGCUGAGAACAAGCCAUCACUCUCGGGGUGGGGGGAAGCUGUGAGAAGUUGCAACCACCCCUUGCCUUGUGUUCGCAUGAAGGCCAGCAGCCCCUGGGGAGGGGAAACAGUUCCCGUGGAUGCACCGGGAAAACCCACAUGGCAAAAGGGCAGCCGCCCACUUCACCACCACCUACCUUUUCCCUUUUGUUUCUUUCUUCUUCAUAUGUGUAAAUAUUAAAACAGUCUAGUUUGCUUGGA
Messenger RNA from Phalacrocorax carbo (great cormorant), 3534 nucleotides. NCBI's taxonomy places the organism in Eukaryota, Metazoa, Chordata, Aves, Suliformes, Phalacrocoracidae. The record is from RefSeq and is a predicted model, not a curated record.